Cyanistes caeruleus (blue tit) is the source of this 1290-nucleotide messenger RNA. The record is from RefSeq and is a predicted model, not a curated record. Lineage: Eukaryota; Metazoa; Chordata; Aves; Passeriformes; Paridae.
CUCCCUUGCUUGCAGGCUGCCCACGCGCCCCUGCCCGCCGGGGGCCCCCCCGCCAUGGCCAUUGUGCAGACGCUGCCAGUGCCCCUUGAGGCCGUGUCUGAGGGGGCCACACAGCUGCGUGCCACCACCCGCUCACCCCCUGCCGCCAUGGGCAGCGUGGGCAGCCUCCUGCCCGCCCGGCCUCGCCACGACUGCACAAGUGAUGGGGACCCCUCCGCUGCCUCCUUCUGCAAGCCGGAGGGGCUACUCCGGGCCACGCCUGAGGAGCCCCGUGUGUCUGUGCCCGGUGUCACCCACUCCUAUGCCAAUGGGGGCUUCUGUGGCGACUGGCUUGAUGCCUCCUCCCCUGCCAGCCCCUGUAGUGACUCAGAUGAUCUCCGUGAUGACCAAGCACCAAGUGAUCACCUUCGGGGGCCGCCCCCCAAGCUUGUACCUGUCUCUGGCAAGCUGGAAGAGAAUGUGGAGAAGACCCUGAUCCGCCCCAUGGCCUUUAAGCCAGUGGUAUCCAAGCUUCGCAAUGCCCAGCCAGGCACGCGCCUGGGGCUCUCGGAGAGCCAGGUGAGCCUCACCCACUUGCUGGGUGUUGAGAAGCCUGGCUCUCUGAGCUGCCGUGCCAGCACCCUCUCGGACUCGGGGCGCAACUCCCUCUCCAGCCUGCCCACCUACAGCACAGGCUGCAGCCAGCACCCAGAGGUGGGUGCCCUGCCGACCACCCCCCACGGCCCCCUCGACCCUCCGGGGGGCUGCCGGCCCUCCAACUCGGACAGCGGGCGCUCAUCCUCCAGCAAGAGCACAGGCUCGCUGAGUGGCCGGGGCCGGCCCUCCUCAGAGAGUGGCUCCUGUGGGCGCUCUCCGCUGCCUGGUGAGGAGGCCAUGCUGGUGCGGGAGCUGGAGGACAAGCUGCGGGAGAGGGAGGCCGAGCUGCAGCUCCUGCGUGACAGCCUGGAUGAAAACGAGGUGGCCAUCUGCCAGGUGUUUGAGGAGAAGCAGCGUCGGUGUGAGCAGGAGCUGGAGGGGCUGCGGCAGCGCUGUGCAGCCCAGGCACGGCAGGCGGCCCAUGCAGCACAUCGGGGGCAGCAGGUCCUGCAGCUCCAGGUGCUGCAGCUGCAGCAGGAGAAGAAGCAGCUGCAGGAGGACUUGACCCAGCUGCUGCAGGAGCGUGAAGUGUUGGAACGUCGCUGUGCCUCCUUCCAGCGGGAGCGCACUGAGCUGGCACCCCGGCUGGAGGAGACCAAGUGGGAGGUGAGUCACGUCGCACACCCACCGGGGGGGCUCAGGAGUCGCUACUGA